Molecule: messenger RNA, 4292 nt
Organism: Cladophialophora immunda
Lineage: Eukaryota; Fungi; Ascomycota; Eurotiomycetes; Chaetothyriales; Herpotrichiellaceae
Exons: 1
Coding region: 248-3853 (1201 amino acids)
Biological process (GO): regulation of transcription by RNA polymerase II
Cellular component (GO): SLIK (SAGA-like) complex; SAGA complex
Molecular function (GO): protein heterodimerization activity; structural molecule activity
Source: RefSeq, a predicted model, not a curated record
GUUUCUUUCAACCUCAAGCCUCGCCUCUGCGUAAUCGCAUCAACAGUCGACAGAGAUUUUUAUCACCACCACCACCCAUUCGGCCGACAUUCUUCUCAAUCAAUGUUCGGGAACACCCUCGCACCCCGACCGACUGUCUCCUCGAUUUUUGGCCGAUUCCCACGAUUCCCUCGUCGGCGCUGAGGCUUCCCUUUCAAACUGGAGGAGUUACGCCCCUCGCCUCGCCGCAGUCGGGGUUGGCACGGCCAUGUCCCUAUCAUGGCCGCCCCCAAACAGUCAGAAACCACCAGACGAUGAACCUCUCCUGCAUGCUUUACACAGAGACACUUUAAACGGCCUGCUCCGCGCUCCCUCAAGACCACAUACGCCGAGUUCCUUCAAAUUACGCAGUCUGGGGAGCGGUUCCCAGUCCGGCCAAGCUGCGGAGCCAGAGCCCAGCAUCGAGGAAGACCCCCAGAUUGUCCGAUUUCGCGCACUCUUCCAAGAUGCCGAGAGCAAACUUGCAACGCUGUUCAAUGAUGUCGGACAAGUUAUAAUUCCUCAAAGGCGCACUCUCGCUGCCGCUCCCUCCCAACAAUCCGCGCCCGACGAUGCUGCCCCGUCCGCUCCGCCCCCUGCUCCUAUAUCAAAAAAGCGCAAGUUGGAAGAUGACGACUACGACGAUUAUGACGACGAUGACGCCGACGAGCAACCCGACGCCGAUGCGGCGAACGCGUCUUCCGCCAAGGAAAACCCGAAUAAGGUGCAUAUCGUCGCUGACGCUACCUCGUCGCCGACCCCGAGGCCCGCCCCGCCCCCGAGCAUUCCUUCCGACUCGGUGAAGGCCGCUUCCAAGGCGGGACACAACAAGCAGAAGGAAGAUGCCGAGGAUGCUCGCAAGAAGCUGGAAGAGGCCAAGCGCAAGGAAAUCGAGACCGUCAAAACCCUGUCGCGGACGAUGUUUUUCACGCUGGAAAAUGACAGGGACGCCAUGUUGGAUCAGCAACGCCUAGAUGAGGCAGAGCGCCGAGCGGAAGCUGAAGCAGAAGGUCAUGCUAACCGACAAAAUGCAGCAAUGCAACAAGGUAGUCUGAGCAAAGCCAAUCUCGGCGCAUCAAGUCUUACGCUUAAGAACCUUAUUGCGCGCUUGGAUGAACAUCGCAACCUAGUCCAUGCAACUGAAUCGGAGCUUCGUGCGCUGAUGAGUGAGGUGCGCAAGAACCGGAGCAAAUGGGCAAGCGAGGACAAGAUCGGUCAGGAAGAAUUGUACGAGGCAGCGGAGAAAGUCUUGACCGAGUUGAAAGCCCACACUGAGCACUCGACUCCAUUCCUCAACCCCGUCAAAAAGAAGGACGCACCCGACUAUUAUCUAGUCAUCAAGCACCCCAUGGAUCUCGGUACCAUGACCAAGAAACUCAAACAAUUCGCUUACAAGUCCAAGAAGGAAUUUGUCGAUGAUCUCAAUCAGAUUUGGAAGAACUGUCUCAAGUUUAACAGCAACCCUGACCAUCUCUUUCGAAAGCACGCUCUCUUCAUGCAGAAAGAGACGGACAAGCUCGUCCCUCUGAUUCCAGAUAUCGUCAUCAGAGACCGUGCCGAAGUCGAGGCUGAAGAGAGACGGCAACAGGGUGAACUCGACGACGGGGCUGAAGAAAGCGAUGAUGAGCCCAUAAUGUCAUCCCGAGGCCGUAAGGCCCCCAAGAAAAGUGCAAAGAAGGGGGGAGCAGCAGGCCGAAAAGCCCCGCCUGAAACGACCCCUAUUCCAGAGACCAAGCCUGUGUUGCAGUCACUGAGCUCCGUGCAGAAUGGUAUCCGAGCAGAAUCUGAGGUGGACGGGAGCCAAGGUCACUCGACUCCGCCACCGGGAGUUUUGACACCCAUUGGCGCUCCUGGUCCGGGCAGUGUUGCAGGUGGUGGAAGUGAAGCAAUGGAUUUGGAUCUACCCGCACUUCCUUCCCAAACGCCGAUACCUGAAUACGAAGAUGAGGAAUAUAAACUUUGGAAACAGAAGACGAAAAAGGAUCGCGCAAUGCUCGCGGCCGCGCGACACAAGCUCUUCCGCGGAGACAAACUGAAUGCCGAGGAGACCGCGUUACUACGAAGUAAAGCCGGUAUGCGCAGGUGGCAACGCAUGCAGCAAGAAGCCGCAGGCAAAGAUGUUGCAGACCUUGGGGCAGAGACUUCUGAACGGGAUAAUAGGGUUGAAAUCCAUGGGCAAACUCUCGCUGAGGGAAUGGAAGUCGAGGAAGAGAACAUGCUCCCUGACUAUUACGAUUCGCUGGCUGCCAUACCCGACAUCGACCCCCGACUGAGAUGGGAACAAGACUCUGAAGGACAUGUCAUCGAACAUGCUGAGGAGUUCCUGCGAUUGUAUCCUCAGGGUCAAUUUGUUGCCCCGCACGGCAAGUUGGCCAAAACGAUCGAGUCCAACAUGCGACAAAUGCAAGACACACGGAAGGUGGUUUCCAAGAUCAGCGUGGUCAAACAGAUGCAACUCCAGUCGCAGACCUAUCACAAUCAAUUCCAGAAGUACCAAGCAGAACCCUUUGUAGAAGCAGACAUCCCAAACCAUGUCAUGUCAGACGAUGGGCCUGUCAUCGCUCCCUGGGUCUGCAAGGCUGCCUUUCAAAGGUCGAUUGGGGAGAUCUUCUUCCACGCAGGGUUCGAGGAGUUCCAACCUUCGGCGAUUGAUGCCAUGACGGACCUAGCAGCAGACUUUUUCCAGCGACUAUGCACUACCCUGGUGAACUACAGAGAAGACUACAAGAUUCCAGUGCCGAACACAGUUCCCGUGGCUCAGGGUGAGAAAGCCGACGUGGUGUACAAGUCUCCAUAUACAGCGGAGGAGGCGAUUCUUCACUCUCUGCAUUCCGGUGGUAUGUCGCUUAAUGAACUUGACGUGUAUGCACGAGAAGAUGUGGACCGUGCAGCCAGUAAACUCACAAUGAUGCAUGAGCGGAUGAAAGGACAUCUCGCCGAUCUCCUCCGGCCAGCUUUGACAGACGACACUGCUCAUGGACAAGGAUCCUUUGCAGACGGUGGAGAGCAGUAUGUGGGCGGAGACUUUGCAGGCGACCUCGAUGAAGACUUCUUCGGCUUCCGCGAACUAGGUCUCGAUAAGGAGUUCGGCAUGGCCAGUCUGACAGUACCAUUCCACAUUUUGCAGAACCGUCUCGGCCUCAGCAAUCAACAAGUUAACUCCGCAGAUUUGGCGGAGAAGAUGUUCAUCGACCCACCCCGCUGGCCCAAGAUCAGCAUGGAAAAUGUGGAUGAGCAGAUUGGUCUGAUCAGGGAUUGGUUUAAGAAACGCCUGCGUGAUAACGGCGAGCGUCCCCUCACGGAGGAUCUGGAACUGCCACCGAAGCAAAGGCCUGGCCACGGAAGGGCGCGAAUUCCUGCCUCGGGCAAAAUUGGGGAGGGAACGCUCAAGAGUAACGCCAGUCCCCAGAAAAAGGCCGCAGCUAACAGGAAUGCUGCAAACGCUGCGAAGGCUACUGCUGCCGCUGCGGUGGGAAGUACCACACCUGGGGAUAAAGGCAAGCGGAAGUCGGUCGUCGCCAACGGUGUGGGGGACGAUAGUCCGAUGGUCAAUGGAGUGGGAAAUGCUACUCCGUCAACGCCCGGCCCUGGUGGGGAUGGAAGUCCUGAGAAGAAACAAAAACCGGUGCUGAAAGCAAAACCUUCGACAACUGAAGUUCAACAGGUCUCUGAUAUUGACAAGAAUCAAGGCGACAACGGACUACCACCUGCUGUGGAGGCUUUGGAUAUGAUGGACGGCGUCAAUGGAGAGAUGCCCCAGGUGAAUGGGGUCGAAAAAGUCAACGGGGUGAUUGGGGACGGGGACGCGAGCAUGAUGAGCCCUGAAAGCUUAUGAUUUACAUGACGGGGUCCGGGUUCGGACUGGUCAUGAAGCGAACUAGAAAAGGGGACGUUGGUUGCCGUGCAUGACAGCAUGGCGCAUUGCGUGAUAUUGGGUAUAGAAUGACUGUUGGGAUGCGACGGAUGACAAUGCUCCUGCUUUGGAUGGUACGUGACGCCUUACUAUACCCAGAAGUUUGGAAGGGGACAGGACGAGAAGGGAGGAAUGUUUUCUUUAACAACGACAAGAAGGGAGGUAUCAUCUGAUUCCGAUCAUGUGUCGUGUCGAGCACGGGGACAAAAGUCGAGUGCAAGGAAAGCCAGUCAGUCUCUUGACGCCGAUGGGGGAUCGAAGCGGUGAAUGGAGUUUCUUGUAUAUACCUACCUAUUUACCUGUCCAUCCGUAUUUUGCGUAUCUAAGGCUCUGGCCCGUGUGUACAAGGCCUCGCACAUUA